This is a messenger RNA of Vairimorpha ceranae, 306 nucleotides long. RefSeq lists its product as hypothetical. The transcript has a single exon. The record is from RefSeq and is a predicted model, not a curated record. Lineage: Eukaryota; Fungi; Microsporidia; Nosematidae. Bases 1 to 306 code for a protein of 101 amino acids.
AUGGUUAAAAUAUGUGGAGAAGGUAUUUGGGUUCAGUUUGACGAAACUGCUAUCUGCAAUAGAAAGCUAAUACCCGACCCAUAUAGUACUCUAGACAUAAAAUCUAAUGCACAAUGGUUAGCAGAGGAUGUUGAAGAGGGAAGUUAUAGGAACUUUGUUCUAAAGCUUGUUUCCAGCAGUAAAGUUCCGACUACAUUAGACAUGUUCGAUGAACAUGUUGUACCCAGAUCUAUCAUUGUUAUUGAUGGUUAUCCAUCUUGCCCCGGCGUCAUUGCUAAAUUUGGAUCUUGCCAUAAAAUGAAAUAA